Molecule: messenger RNA, 3597 nt
Organism: Dipodomys spectabilis (banner-tailed kangaroo rat)
Lineage: Eukaryota; Metazoa; Chordata; Mammalia; Rodentia; Heteromyidae
Gene: Sec61a2
Product: SEC61 translocon subunit alpha 2
Exons: 12
Coding region: 127-1557 (476 amino acids)
Biological process (GO): post-translational protein targeting to membrane, translocation; SRP-dependent cotranslational protein targeting to membrane, translocation
Cellular component (GO): Sec61 translocon complex; membrane
Molecular function (GO): signal sequence receptor activity; ribosome binding; transmembrane protein transporter activity
Source: RefSeq, a predicted model, not a curated record
GGGCGGAGCCUCCGCGGGGCCGGCCAGACCACAGGUCCGUAGCCGGCGCCGAAGCCAGAGCCGCGUGAACCGAGCGAAGGCUGCGCCGAGGCCGCGGUGCCCUGCCGGGCUUCCCCAGCCGCCGCCAUGGGCAUCAAAUUUUUAGAAGUUAUAAAACCUUUCUGUGCGGUUCUACCAGAAAUUCAGAAACCUGAAAGGAAAAUCCAGUUUAGAGAGAAGGUACUAUGGACUGCUAUAACCCUCUUUAUUUUCUUAGUAUGUUGUCAGAUACCACUGUUUGGAAUCAUGUCAUCAGAUUCUGCAGACCCUUUCUACUGGAUGAGAGUUAUUCUUGCUUCCAAUAGAGGAACUUUGAUGGAAUUGGGUAUCUCCCCAAUUGUAACAUCUGGUUUAAUUAUGCAGUUGUUAGCUGGAGCCAAAAUAAUUGAAGUUGGAGACACACCCAAAGACAGAGCUCUAUUCAAUGGGGCCCAGAAACUAUUUGGUAUGAUCAUUACCAUUGGGCAAGCCAUUGUGUAUGUCAUGACGGGGAUGUACGGGGACCCUGCAGAAAUGGGCGCUGGGAUCUGUCUGCUUAUCAUUAUACAGUUGUUUGUUGCUGGUUUGAUUGUGCUGCUGUUAGAUGAGCUGCUACAGAAGGGUUACGGCUUGGGGUCUGGUAUUUCCCUCUUUAUUGCCACCAACAUCUGUGAAACCAUUGUCUGGAAGGCCUUUAGUCCCACUACCAUUAACACUGGCAGAGGUACUGAGUUUGAGGGUGCAGUCAUAGCUCUGUUUCAUUUGUUGGCCACCAGGACAGACAAAGUCAGAGCUUUAAGGGAGGCAUUUUACCGGCAGAACCUACCCAAUCUCAUGAAUCUCAUUGCUACUGUUUUUGUGUUUGCUGUUGUUAUAUAUUUUCAGGGAUUUCGUGUUGACUUGCCCAUCAAAUCGGCCCGGUAUCGAGGACAGUACAGUAGCUAUCCCAUCAAGCUUUUCUACACAUCCAACAUUCCCAUCAUUCUCCAGUCUGCCCUGGUUUCAAACCUCUAUGUUAUAUCCCAGAUGCUCUCUGUGCGGUUCAGCGGCAACUUCUUAGUUAACUUACUGGGACAGUGGGCUGAUGUCAGUGGGGGUGGACCUGCUCGUUCUUACCCGGUUGGAGGCCUCUGUUACUAUCUUUCUCCUCCUGAGUCCAUGGGCGCCAUAUUUGAGGAUCCUGUCCAUGUGGUUGUUUACAUCAUCUUCAUGCUGGGGUCAUGUGCAUUCUUUUCUAAGACAUGGAUAGAGGUCUCUGGGUCCUCAGCUAAAGAUGUAGCUAAACAGCUUAAAGAACAACAGAUGGUAAUGAGAGGUCACAGAGAUACAUCUAUGGUCCAUGAGCUCAAUAGGUACAUCCCUACUGCGGCUGCAUUUGGAGGUCUGUGCAUUGGUGCCCUGUCGGUGUUGGCUGACUUUCUGGGAGCCAUUGGGUCUGGCACUGGAAUUUUGCUUGCAGUUACUAUUAUUUAUCAGUAUUUUGAAAUAUUUGUUAAGGAACAAGCUGAAGUUGGUGGGAUGGGUGCUUUGUUUUUCUAAAUGUUCAAGUUACUUCUUUUUGUGUGUGUGAAAGGGAAAAUAUUUUGACAUAUUGUUUUUGUCAAAAAAUGCUGGUUUCCCCCUUCCUUCCCUCAGUUUGUUUUCAAGUGCUACUGUCCCAUUUCUAUGGGCACCAAGCUAAGCCUGUGAGCAGCAUUAGUACCAGCUGCCUUAAAACUCAAGUUUACAUUAUUCGUUAAACAUGUCCAGUGUUGCCCAUAAUGCUGGAAACUGAAGCAUCUACCUUGCUGUGUUAAGUCAGGACAGUGAGUCGGUGACCUGGAUUUGUUUUGCACACAACAUUCAGAAUGAUUAUCCCCCUUGUUUAAAAAUAAAUGUAGUUCAAAUUGCCACUUCCAGUAUUUUUGAGCUUAUCUAAUGAGUUCUGGAACAUUUAUAUCUGAUCUAUAUUUUAGAUAAUUACUUUUUAUACUUUUUUAUCUCAUAGUAUCCAUGUUCCCUGCCCUCCCUGUCCCCCUCCCUCCUUUAUUUGUCCCUUCCCAAAGCAGCCACUUAGCCCAAUGGGCAAAAAUCAAGCACUGAAGUUAUUUCUUGUCGCUGGCAACACCUGCGUCUCAUCUUCCUGGUUCUCAUCACUUUCCAGAGACAGCACGGUGGGUGCUGUUUGGACUGUAUUGGCUAUGCCUCCGAUUCCACCCAGUCACUUGAGAAUGCUUUCAACACACCACGUCCCAAUUCUUUUCUUUUCUAAGUCCCUAAAGCAAAGAUCUAAUUCUCAAGCAAUGUCUGUAGUUCAAUGGGGGUGAACAAUGAGUAAUUCAUGCUAGGAAUUUGUCUGUUGUUGUACUUAUAGCAGCAACAUGAGUGUAAACAGUAGACAAUAAACUUUUAUUUAAUAAAACCGUUUCAGUCGUGUUAGAAUCAAGAAAUAUCAUAUUGAGUGUUUUCUAAAAUUAUUUGUAUGGGUUCACUGUAUGUAUAUGGAACCGGUGGUUCUCUGGUCACUGCUAACCACAUUAACAUGGUGCCAAUGUUACUUUUUCAAAAGGUAGAAAUGCAGCUUUUAAAAAUGCAGGCAAAUUGAUUUUAAACAGUGCUGAAUAGUGAAAACAUCCAGGCUGUCAGUUCUCACACUUUGUCUUCAAGACAGAGCUUUUUUUUAUGCCCAACCUUGGAGGUCUAACUCAUGGCCUGGUUGUUGUUCCUGGGCUUUUUUUCAAGGCUAGUCCUCUACCACUUGAGCCACAGCUCUACUUCCAGCUUUUUGGUGGUUACUUGGAGUUAAGACUUCAAACUACUUCAAUUUUCAGCUCUCAGCCUCCUGAUCACAGGCUAGGAUCACAGCGUGAGCCAUCAAUGUCUGGGUCUCAAGGCCAAGCUUUUGAAGUUCACAUCAGGGAUGUCCAAGGGGUUAGCAGUCACUUCCGUGACUGACAGAGGCCAGGUAGAGGUGACAGACUUCAUUUCUCCAUUCACCUUUAAGGUCACUGCUACUGGAGUGACCUUGGAAUUAGUGGUCUGUGGGAAUGGUUGGUCUGUGCCAGUUUUUCUUGUCUGUGAUUUCAGAGGAUGGGAGUAAUGGGAAAUUUCAGAAUGCACUCCUGAGAAAUCAUAGUAACAGAAUAUAGCCUUUGGAGAAUUGUGAUGCCCAUGGUUCCCAAUCUGGAUGUAGAUAGAUCUUGCUCUGUUCCUCAGGCUGGCCUUGCAUUCACAUCCUCUAGGAGCCUCAGAUUACAGGUAUGUAAUACUGUGUCUGGCUAGGUACUUAACAAAAACGUUAUUCUUACUGAUUUUACAUUCUCUACUGUAUAUCCAAAUUCCACAUAGCAAAUAAUUAUUAGGUCCCUAUGUAGAGGUCUUUCUCUUAAAAGAAAAAACAUUCUAGCUUAAAACACGAAUGCAAUGGCAUUGUGUUUUAGGGAAUGAAGGCUGGAAAAAUUGGCCUAGCUUGGAAUUCAGGUCUGAUUUCUUAUAGAAAUUUUCUAAUUUCCUGGACUAGGUGUUAAAAGUAGCAGUUGAGGUUAAAAAAGCAAUGAAAGUGAGGGGCUAGGAAUAUGGCUUAGUGGUAGAGUGCUUGUC